Messenger RNA from Mesorhabditis belari, 339 nucleotides. Lineage: Eukaryota; Metazoa; Nematoda; Chromadorea; Rhabditida; Rhabditidae. The record is from the annotation of a GenBank genome assembly.
AUGACAUGCAGACGAUGGAGUUAUUUGCAUAGAAAUUUUCGAUGCCUUGUUUGCUCAACUUGUACCUCGUGCCUUAUUGUUUCCGGUUCACUUAUUUUAUUCCUAAUUGGUCAAAUUUUCGAUUCCCAUUUUUUAAUAGAAUAUCCGUGUUUUACGUAUUUCUUCGGGAUUUACGCGGACGCUUUCUCGACUUUUUUAAUCACAAUCGAGCGUGGAGUGGCUACAGUACAAGCGAAAGAUUAUGAGGCAAAGAAGAGGAAUCUUUACCUCAAUUUUUUCUUAUUUCUCCUGCCGCGGGCUCUUCAUCUGGAUCUACUACUCGGAAAUCAUUCCGUUUGC